CCUUCAACUCGGGCACCACAGACUCCUCCGACCCGUUGCCCGGCAGGCGCCGCCGCCCGUCCCUCCCCCACGCACAUUCCCAGGACAGGAGAGUGUGGUCCGAGACACUGCCACGCACAGGAGAGUCCAUGCUCGCCCACGGCAAGAGACCGUCAGCGCUCGUCGGCGGCUUCGAGACCUCCAGCGAGGAGGAGUCCUUGCCAGACGGGGCCCGCACAAGCAGCAGCGGGACCGGCAUGACCACGCCACAUAGACCGUCAAGCAGGGACGUCUCCCACAGCGACUCUACCUGGCGGCCUGAACCACCUUCCAAGAGAUCCCAGGGCGUGGUGCUGCCGUCGUCUGCGACGGGCCAAGUGUCCAGGACGUCCGGCACUGCGCGAGAGGGGCGGCUGGACAAGCGACCCAAGCGAAAGACGUCGAAAGACACUGCUGACCGUCCUCCGUCUCGAACCUCAAGGAGGUCACCUUCGUUGAGAUCACACCUCUCUGCGCGCUCGGACGGAGGUCAUGCUGCUCAGAACGGUUUGGCCGCCCGCGGCCGUACAGCGUCGUCUCGCUCGCAGCAUGAUCCUGCCGCUCGACCAAAUCGCCAAAGCUCCAUGUCGUCCGCUAAUUCCAAACCUGUAGACCGGCUCAAACACGGCGGUGAGAGGACAAGCAGUCCCGAAGGUAGAUGGAAGGACAAGGGAAAAGGACGAGACACGACUGCAGAGAGAAAUGUCGAAGAGAGUGACAGGGAUCGAGAGCAACAGCCGAGCACAGCAGACACCCUUACUGAAAGUCUGGGUUUGACUGGAUCCGGUCCCAAUAUCAAGGAUGCAUCUUUGAAUACCGAUCAAAUACACAGUCUUCUCAGUGACUCUGACCUUGCAUCGGCAAUACGCCUGAUGAAUGAUAACAAGGCCAUAUCCCCGCGAGUACCCUUCUCCAGCUGUGCUACCGAUCCAUACAACCAUGGUACAACCUCAACAGUUGACCCUCCAUCCCAUGUCUCCCCCUACCUUGUCUCUGCGCCUCCUCCUUUAACCAACGAUUCCCCUAAUUCCCACGGUCGCGAGAGAUCUGUCUCUGCGGUCAGCAGUAUUUCCCCGGCUACGCCGACUACCUGGUCACCACAUUUCCGAUCGACAUUUGAAGUCCCUGACGGCCAUGGUCUUGGUGUCCAAAGGCAGAGGCAGAGGUCGGUUUCCAGGGCCAGCAUGUCUGCCGAAUUACCUGGCGGCCAUGUCCCUUUUACACAUCAUUUACCGGUCGUGCCGCAAGCGGAUGAGGAAGAUUCUGAUGACCGGAGCACACAGGCAGCUUCAGGUACCUUGGAGACUGCCCAACCGGUGCAGCAGCAGAGUUUUUUGCACGAGAAUAAUAAUAAUAAGAAGAAGAAGGGGGGUAAUAAUCGGAAGGGCGCCUUGAGUAGCCUGUUUCACUUUGGCCGGCGGGGUAGCAACGACUCGAAUGAUCGCAGCCCAAGACUUAAAGAAAAAGAGCACCUCUGGAGAACAGAUAGGUAUUCGGAAGAACAUGCCAAAGACCGGGAAGCACGCGAGAGAGAAGAGGAGAUGCGAAGAAUAGAAUGGGAAAGACGACAAGAAGAAAUCAUGCAAGAUCGAAGGUAUCGAGCUCUCACCCAAGUCGCAGCUCAUCCAAAUGCCGAACGUCUAGCCUAUCGGACAGGUGCCCAUCUUCGUGCAUACUACCAGCACGUCUAUGAUUGUAUCGAAAACCCUCCGCGUCUCAAUUUCCCCAAGAUGCUUCGCUGGUUGACAGAGACGGACAAGCAAAAUGCUCUUCGAGCGCAAUACUACGCCGCCUCUCAUCAUCAAGGUGAUGCCGAUCACGCUCACGAACAGCCCAACGCUAGGAGCAUUGGCUCCUCAUCGCGAGUCGACCUCAGUGGUUCGCAGAGAUCUGUCGGGAGCGGUCGCACCCAUUCCGUCUCUUCCAAUCGACGAUCGAACGACGUAUCGCCUCAAAAACGGGUCCCAGACCUCGUCAUUCCCCAUCGUGGCUGGAGAUAUACUGUCGAUGAUAUACAAGCCUUUCGAGACUCUGGCGGUGUGGUCAACUACUUUGUGCCCCCUAGACAGGUACGCGCCUGUAAUGACGAGCUGAAUGAAGAAGAGGCAUCCGCGUCCCCUCAAACUGUUGCGAAUCGCGUCGAGCACAGUCUCAAUCGAACCUAUGGCCAGAGAGCUUUAACCCCUCAAAGCCAGUCAAAGGACAUUGAUCGUCACCGGGAUGAUAACAGCUCAGCAGCUGGUAGCAGCAAAAAGGGCCACCUCCAUGAAUUUUCGUUGAGGACCGCGAAUAAUACCGCUUCCAAUGUAUCCCUGGCCGACAUGGAUCAAGGUAUGCGUGAAGCCAACUUGUCGAGGUCGACGUCGUUUGACACUGGUGGAGACAAAUCAAUCUCGGGAAGACGGGACCAUCGGGUAUCCCAUCGAAGUCAUCAAAGCCUCAGUGCCGUCGGUCAUUCAUCUCUCAGCCAUGCCCUCAAGCAGCCUUUUGAAAAGCUCAGCAGCGUUACCAAAAAACAGCGUACCAUGCCCCACUUUCAUCCAUAUGGUGAUCGUGAGAGCGGCCAGACCAACGACUUUGCCCCUUCUUCCGACCACCCUGGUGUCGCCUUGUCAGGAUUAUCCCCGUCUCCACAGCGCGCUGGACUCGUGAGCAGAGAUUCAAUGGGAUCUGUGACAAACAGGAGCAGCAGCUUGGGUCAUGCUCGUAACAACGUUAAUCGCCUAAAGGAGCCAUCAUUCUUCAAGCGGCACGGCCUUACUGGACACGAAUCCGUGACUGAUGAGGAAGGUGGUCGGCUCAAGUUGUUCAUCAAAGGUACUCGUAAGAUUGGGCUUGAUGACCACAAGAAACGGCAAGGCAAGGAUUGUACUGGGGAUUUGGUCGAGUGUAGAAAUGAGGAGUUGAAGGAGGCAGAAAGAAUCUACGCGAGGGAACAGCAGUUUAAGAACAACCAGUUACAGGCAGAGGAAGAAAAGGCAAAGGUCACAAAGGCAGAGGAGGCCGCUCUGACAAAGAUUCUGGAUCUGGAGAAGGAUAUUUAUCAGGAACGGGCACAACAUCUGGCCACCGCAAAAGACCGUCUGGCGAUUGUCAACUCCAACAUUCACAUCAUUGACGAAUCUAUGCGCCAAUACCUUGCCCAGAUUGAUUUUGCUCGCGAUGAAGCGAAAAUCAGCAUGGACCUGGAAACGGAUUGGUCAAUGGUCGAACCGCUCUAUACAAAGUACAACAGGCGCCGCUCUGUAGAAUCUGACGAGCUUCGGGAUACUGUUCCUCCCCUUCGUUCUUUCGGUAGCGGGGAUAGCAACUCUGACGGCGGUCGGUCGCAAUCAGGUCCUGUGGCUCGUCGAAAUCGUUUUCAAACUAGCUCCCGCUCUGGAUCUGGUCCGAUGCCUAAGCGCACGCUCUCCUUGCAGAAUUCGAUUGCCUUGCACCAUAUAGACCCCUUGCAAGCCCGCCACCACCCCCGUCGAACAUACCUUGCACCUGAUGGCCUGACCAGAGUGGAUCCAGUCAGGCACGCCGAGCUUAUGAUCGCGUUUGGUAAAAAGCGGGAAGAGGAAGUGGGCAAGGAGAAGGAGGAUAUGGCCAAGGAGAUGGAGAAGAUGAUUGGACAAAUUGAAGCGAUGAUCAGGCAAAAGGAAGAGGUUAGACAUUGGGUGGCGGAUGUCCUCGAAAGAGUUGGAAACGCCAAGACACAGCUUGAAAGGUUCCGGAGUCAGGAAAAUUCAUUCUUGGAUAUUGUUCACUUUGCUGAGCAACGUGACCGACUGGUGGACAGUAUUACGAAAGGCUUAGGCUUCACCAUACGCGUGGCCUGGUACGUUUUCCAGUGGAUCAAGGUCCCGUGCAAGAUAAUCAAAAUGUUUUUCCACCCGAUAUGGUUUAUCGCCACCCUCAUCUUCUCGGUCUUAAGCUUGCCGUGGACGGCUUUGAAACAGGUAACCGGACGUGACAGUCCAAAUUCGAUUGAUGCUUCAGAGGAUCCCGCAGUCGGUCGUCAACGAAGGCGGAGGGGAAUAUCGGUAAUGUGGUUGACGGGAAGUGCUCUAUCAUGUGUGAUUGCCAUGUUUUUUUGGUACUACGGUACAGACGGCUGAGCAAAAUAGCAUAUCUGAUUUUGUGUGGUAUAUAGAUAGAAUCUGGAAUUUAUUAACUGUUUUGGUAUCUAAUGUCACGACUUGUAACGAUUGCAAAUGAACCGCGUGCAAACGAUG
Cryptococcus deneoformans JEC21 is the source of this 4238-nucleotide messenger RNA. RefSeq lists its product as hypothetical. NCBI's taxonomy places the organism in Eukaryota, Fungi, Basidiomycota, Tremellomycetes, Tremellales, Cryptococcaceae. The record is from RefSeq and is a predicted model, not a curated record. The coding region runs from base 129 to 4121 and encodes 1330 amino acids. The transcript is spliced from 6 exons.